Messenger RNA from Acytostelium subglobosum LB1, 246 nucleotides. RefSeq lists its product as hypothetical. The transcript has a single exon. The record is from RefSeq and is a predicted model, not a curated record. Lineage: Eukaryota; Evosea; Eumycetozoa; Acytosteliales; Acytosteliaceae. The coding region runs from base 1 to 246 and encodes 81 amino acids.
AUGUACUCGGACAGUCGCACAGGACCACCCUUGGAUGAUGACGAUGAUGUUGAGCGACUCUUCUUCUUCCUCUUGCUCUGUUUGUCAUCACUUGAAGAAGAUGAGUCAUCAUCACUACUACUGUCACUCUCACUGUCGCUACUAUAUUUCUUCUUCUUUUGUUUCUUCUUCUCUUUCUCCUUCUUCCUCUUGAUACGCUCUCUAUUCUUCUCAAGACUCUCUCUAUACUCCUGUGACACCAGGUAA